Messenger RNA from Populus nigra (black poplar), 5085 nucleotides. Its product is annotated as RNA polymerase II C-terminal domain phosphatase-like 3. The record is from RefSeq and is a predicted model, not a curated record. Gene Ontology annotation, molecular function: RNA polymerase II CTD heptapeptide repeat phosphatase activity. NCBI's taxonomy places the organism in Eukaryota, Viridiplantae, Streptophyta, Magnoliopsida, Malpighiales, Salicaceae. The coding region runs from base 458 to 4246 and encodes 1262 amino acids. The transcript has 12 exons. Gene Ontology annotation, cellular component: nucleus.
GAUAGAUUCGCAUUGCAUCAACCUUCUCAUCUUGCAACUUCCUCCCAUCGUUGUACCCCCCCUCUAAUCGAAGUCGCAAUCUCUCCCUCUCCCUCUCUCCCUCUCGUCCAUUCUCUCUCUCCAAAAAAAAGAAAAAAAGAAAUCGUAACUUCACGAUCUCAUUUUCUAUCUACAACAACAAACAGAUCUGAGAUCAAAGAUUCAAAGAUUUUGAAGGUUCAAUUUUUUUAACUGAAAUUUGCAAAUAUUCAGAUCUUGAAAAAAGAGAAAGCAAAACAACAACAAAAUAAAAAACCUAAAUCGAACCAAUCCGUUUGCUUUUGCACUCUAGAUUCUUUGAAAUUUGUUGAUUCUUUCUUCAAAUCUUGUUUCUUGAUCGUGGAUUGGGUUUUACUACAUGUUUAGAUCCAGUUAAGGUUAACUAUAUUAAAAAGAAGGAAAGCCUAGAUAGAUAGCGAUGGGUAAAAAUGAGACCGCCGCCGGCGGCGGCAGUAGUGGAAUAGAAGACGUUGAGGAGGGGGAAAUAUCGGAUACAGCAUCAGUGGAAGAGAUCAGUGAAGAGGAUUUUAAUAAGCAAGAAGUUGUUAUAGUGAAUGAAACACCAUCUUCAAACAACAGCUCACAGAAAAUUUGGACGGUGAGGGAUCUGUACAAGUAUCAAGUGGGAGGUGGAUAUAUGUCUGGCUUGUAUAAUCUUGCCUGGGCACGAGCUGUUCAAAAUAAGCCAUUAAAUGAGCUGUUUGUUGAGGUUGAACUGGAUGAUAGUUCCAAGAAAUCUUCUAUAAAUAGUAGCGAAGAAGAUAAGAGAACAGUCGUGAUCGGUGAUAGUGGUGAUGAGAUGGAUGUUGUUAAAGUUAUUGAUAUUGAGAAAGAGGAGGGGGAGUUGGAGGAAGGUGAGAUUGAUUUGGAUUCGGAGCCGGUGGUGGUGCAGAGUGAGGGAAUGGUGAGUGUUGAUGUCGAAAACAGGGUGAAGUCUAUUCGUAAAGAUUUGGAGAGUGUUAGUGUGAUUGAAACUGAGAAGUCAUUUGAGGCAGUUUGUUUGAAACUGCAUAAAGUAUUGGAGAGUUUGAAGGAAUUGGUGGGGGGAAAUGAUAAUAGUUUUCCCUCAAAAGAUGGUCUUGUUCAAUUGCUUUUUAUGGCAAUUAGAGUAGUUAAUUCGGUUUUUUGCUCGAUGAAUAAAAAAUUAAAGGAGCAGAAUAAGGGCGUUUUCUCAAGGUUUUUUUCCCUUCUAAACAGCCACUAUCCUCCUUUUUUCUCUUCUGGGCAGAACAAAGAGAUAGAGCUCAUGGUUUCCUCAACGGGUUCUUAUUAUAUUUUAUCUAGUUCAAGAACGGGUGAAGAUAGAGAAACACAGGUUUCUGGUGAAGUGAAUGAGAAUCAUAACGAUUCUUUAGCGAAAACUGCAGGUUAUGAUUUGACAACUAUGAAUGAAAAGUUACCUGCUGCUGAAACUUUUGUUCAGAAUAAGCCAAACAAGUCAAUAGAAGCUCCUAAACCACCAGGUGUACCUAGUUUUAAGAGUAGGGGAGUUUUGCUUCCUUUGCUUGACCUCAAAAAAUAUCAUGACGAAGACAGUCUUCCUUCACCAACACAGGAAACGACACCUUUCCCUGUUCAAACACUAUUGGCUAUUGGGGAUGGAAUGGUUAGUUCUGGGUUGCCUGUGCCUAAGGUGGCACCUGUUGCUGAAGAGCCUAGAAUGCAUCCCUAUGAAACUGAUGCACUCAAAGCUGUUUCCAGCUAUCAACAAAAAUUCAAUCGUAAUUCGUUUUUCACAAAUGAACUUCCAAGCCCAACACCUUCGGAAGAAUCAGGCAAUGGGGAUGGUGAUACUGCUGGGGAAGUUUCUAGUUCAUCGACUGUUGUUAACUACAGAACUGUAAAUCCACCUGUUUCAGACCAAAAAAAUGCUUCUCCACCACCACCACCACCACCACCACCUCCACUUUCCCACCCUGACAGUUCUAAUAUUCAUGGAGUUGUACCCACUAGGAAUUCUGCACCAGUUAGUUCUGGGCCUAGUUCAACCAUCAAAGCAUCUGCAAAGAGCAGGGACCCUAGGCUUAGAUAUGUUAAUAUUGAUGCCAGUGCAUUGGACCACAACCAGCGAGCCUUGCCCAUGGUUAAUAACCUACCUAGAGUGGAGCCUGCUGGAGCAAUAGUGGGUUUGAAGAAACAGAAGAUAGAGGAGGAUGUUCUGGAUGGUCCCUCAUUGAAAAGGCAAAGAAAUUCGUUUGAUAAUUAUGGUGCUGUAAGGGAUAUUGAAAGUAUGACUGGAACUGGUGGCUGGUUAGAGGACACUGAUAUGGCUGAACCUCAAACCGUGAACAAAAAUCAAUGGGCAGAGAAUGUAGAACCUGGUCAAAGAAUAAAUAAUGGAUUUGUAUGUCCUUCCGGCAGUGUUAAGUCCAAUGUGAAUGGUAGUGGAAAUGCGCAGUCCCCAUUUAUGGGAAUCAGCAACAUUACUGGAAGUGAACAGGCACAAGUUACAAGUACUGCUACAACGUCCCUACCUGAUUUAUUGAAAGACAUCGCUGUGAAUCCAACAAUGUUGAUAAAUAUACUUAAAAUGGGACAGCAACAGAGAUUAGCAUUAGAUGGACAGCAGACACUUUCUGAUCCUGCAAAAAGUACAUCACAUCCUCCAAUUUCCAACUCAGUACUGGGAGCAAUUCCUACAGUGAAUGUUGCUUCCUCACAGCCCUCUGGGAUUUUGCCAAGACCUGCAGGAACUCCAGUUCCUUCUCAAAUAGCCACAUCAGAUGAGUCAGGAAAAAUUCGAAUGAAACCACGAGAUCCUCGUCGUUUUCUCCAUAAUAAUUCACUCCAGAGGGCUGGGAGCAUGGGAUCUGAACAAUUCAAAACAACAACCCUCACACCCACCACCCAGGGGACUAAAGAUGAUCAAAAUGUGCAAAAACAAGAGGGGUUAGCGGAAUUGAAGCCAACUGUGCCACCUGAUAUUUCCUUUACGUUUACAAAGAGCUUGGAAAAUAUUGCUGAUAUUUUAUCUGUUUCUCAAGCAUCGACAACUCCACCUUUCAUUUCUCAGAAUGUUGCAUCCCAACCUACGCAAACUAAGUCGGAGAGAGUGGAUGGCAAAACUGGAAUUUCAAUUUCUGACCAGAAAACUGGACCUCCUUCAUCUCCUGAAGUUGUUGCAGCAAGUUCUCAUUCACAGAACACGUGGAAAGAUGUUGAGCAUCUUUUUGAAGGCUAUGACGACCAGCAAAAAGCUGCUAUACAGAGAGAGAGGGCAAGAAGGUUGGAAGAACAGAAGAAAAUGUUUGCUGCACGCAAGCUCUGCCUUGUCUUGGAUCUUGAUCAUACUCUUCUCAACUCAGCCAAGUUUGUUGAAGUAGACCCAGUGCAUGAUGAGAUUUUGAGAAAGAAAGAAGAACAAGAUCGUGAAAAGCCAUACAGACAUAUCUUUCGCAUUCCUCAUAUGGGGAUGUGGACAAAACUGCGGCCUGGGAUCUGGAAUUUUUUAGAAAAGGCUAGUAAACUGUUUGAACUGCAUCUAUACACAAUGGGAAACAAUUUAUAUGCUACAGAGAUGGCAAAAGUGCUUGAUCCAAAAGGGGUUUUGUUUGCUGGACGAGUUAUCUCCAGAGGUGAUGAUGGAGAUCCUUUUGAUGGUGAUGAGAGGGUUCCCAAGAGCAAGGAUCUUGAAGGGGUGUUAGGUAUGGAGUCGGGUGUUGUUAUCAUAGACGAUUCAGUGAGAGUCUGGCCCCAUAACAAAUUGAACUUGAUAGUUGUAGAAAGGUAUAUUUAUUUCCCUUGUAGUAGACGUCAGUUUGGGCUUCCUGGUCCUUCUCUUUUGGAGAUUGACCAUGAUGAGAGACCAGAAGAUGGAACUUUGGCAUGCUCUUUGGCGGUUAUUGAGAAAAUACAUCAGAACUUUUUUACCCAUCGUUCACUAGAUGAAGCAGAUGUUAGGAAUAUCCUUGCCUCAGAGCAGAGGAAGAUUUUAGGUGGCUGUCGCAUACUAUUUAGUAGGGUGUUCCCGGUUGGUGAAGUCAACCCCCACCUUCAUCCAUUGUGGCAGAUGGCAGAACAGUUUGGUGCUGUCUGCACCAACCAGAUAGACGAACAGGUUACUCAUGUUGUUGCCAAUUCCCUUGGGACAGAUAAGGUAAAUUGGGCUCUUUCCACGGGAAGAAUUGUUGUCCAUCCUGGCUGGGUGGAAGCAUCGGCUUUGCUUUAUCGAAGAGCAAAUGAGCAAGAUUUUGCCAUUAAACCAUAACAAUCACCAACCUAACCCCAUCUAGUAAAAACUAAGACCUGACAAACAUGAAAUCAAGAUUUCUAUUAAAGAGAAGUAUUGCCGGGUUGUGAUGGAGAAGUUUCACUCUAGACCGGAGACUGCUUGACAUAGUUUUGACUUCCGGGGCAUGCUAACCACCCGUUUUGUUGCUAAUAACCUGAAGAGUUCAAAUGGGAAAUGACCGAGGGUCGUUGACCUUCAUGAACUGUGGUGGCGGGGAACGUAGUCUACCCUUGGGGCCAAGCCACGAAAAUUGGCUUAGCAAGUGCUUCCCCGUUUAAAAAGUCUCUUGGGUAACAUGGACGAUCAUCGAAUAUAAGGUCAGGAGAGCCAAAAUUUAAAAUUAACAAAGAAAAUGACAGCUAAAGAGUGAUUAACCUGAGCAACUCUUCAGACAUGCUAUUGGAAGAAAUCAUUGACAGCUAAAAGGGGGAAGAGGGGGAACUGGAGCUGUAAGGGAUUAAACGAUAAAUGAGGUGGUGGAAACGCGUGCUGCUAGUGCUAUGUUUGUUUAGAAAGGAGAUGUGUUUUUUUAACAGUUGCCGAUACGAAAUUCCAAGUGGGCAGUAGUUUCAGUGCCAUUUAGCACAUAUGGCUCGUAAAUCUUCCACAUUUGGAGUUGGCAAGAUGUGUGCGGUGCCGAUGCUUGCCUUGCGGAAGCAGCCUCUACACCUUUUCCUUGUUGUUUCUUUGAUUGCUUUCCAAAUGCCUACUUGAUGUAACUCGAGGUGAAAAAAAAAAAAGGGAGUGGUAGCCCAAUGUAUUAUUGAAGUGCACACGGCUGAUAGUAAUUAAGAGCAUAACAAUUUAAGGUAGAA